GAGAGCGACUGGUUGGUCCCUUGCUCACGACUGGAAGAAGAUGAGCUCAAGCUAUCGGAGUGAGACCAGCAGCAGCAGCUGUGGAACCCAGCCUCCAGAGGUGCUGCAGUGGCAGCCCCAGCAUUACCACUGCUACCAUCAGUCUAGCCAAGCCCAGCAGCCUCCAGAAAAAAACGUAGUGUAUGAGCGAGUGAGGACCUACAGUGGGCCCAUGAACAAGGUGGUGCAGGCCUUGGACCCCUUCAACUCAAGGGAAGUGCUCUCCCCUCUCAAAACUGCCUCCUCCUACCAAAAUUUGGUUUGGAGCAACCACUCUCAGGAACUCCAUUCUCCAACUUUAAAAAUAUCUACAUGCGCCCCAAGCACUCUACAUAUAAGCCAAAGUACUGAACAGGAACUUCAUUCUCCAAUGGUGAAAGUUACUACAUAUCCACAGACCACUAUUAGGAAAUAUGUAAUACAAAAUCCUGAACAGGAACCACUGUCUCAAUUCUUAAGAGGAGGCCAUUUUUUCUCAGGAAACAACAUUAUUUAUGAAAAAACAAUAAGAAAAGUGGAGAAGCUGAAUACUGAUCAGGAAUGCCCUCCUCAGGUUCAGUGCCAUCAUCACAUUGUCCAACAGCCCCAAGUCAUCCACUCUUCACACUGGCAACAACCUGAUUCUAGCCAGCAAACUCAAACCAUCACAGGAAACGAUUCAAUUUCUACACAUGUUGGAAAUAAACUGUGCCAUAGUGGAUCAAGCCAGAUUCAUGAGCAGGUGAUAAUUCAGGAUGAUGGCCCUGAAAAAUUGGACCCCAGAUAUUUUGGAGAGUUGCUGGCUGAUCUGAGCCGUAAGAAUACGGAUCUAUAUUACUGCUUAUUAGAACAUUUGCAGAGAAUUGGAGGAAGCAAACAGGACUUUGAGUUGACAGAUGAGUCAGAAGACAUUGAAUCAUUGAUUCCUAAAGGAUUGUCAGAGUUUACAAAACAGCAAAUUCGCUAUAUUCUGCAGAUGAGGGGUAUGUCUGAUAAGUCACUCCGUUUAGUGCUGUCCACAUUUAGCAACAUACGGGAGGAGCUUGGACAUCUUCAAAAUGACUUGACAUCUCUGGAAAAUGACAAGAUGAGACUUGAGAAAGACUUAUCAUUCAAAGAUACUCAAAUAAAAGAGUACAAAGAACUCUUGGCAUCGGUGAGAGCAAAUAAUCAGCAGCAGCAGCAGGGACUUCAAGACUCAAGUUCAAAAUGCCAGGCACUGGAAGAAAACAAUCUCUCUCUUCGACAUACACUUUCAGACAUGGAAUACAGACUAAAAGAAUUGGAAUACUGCAAACGUAAUUUAGAGCAAGAGAAUCAAAACCUUAGAAUGCAGGUUUCUGAGACUUGCACAGGGCCAAUGCUGCAGGCUAAAAUGGAUGAGAUUGGCAACCAUUACACAGAGAUGGUAAAAAACUUGAGAAUGGAGAAAGAUAGAGAGAUCUGCAGACUGAGGUCUCAAUUAAACCAGUACCAAAAAGAUGUUUCAAAGAGAGACGGAAGUUGUAGUGACUUCCAAUUUAAGCUCCAUGAACUGACAAGCUUGCUGGAAGAGAAGGAUUCUCUUAUAAAGCGUCAGUCAGAGGAACUCUCAAAGUUGCGGCAAGAAAUAUACUCAUCUCAUAACCAACCCUCCACUGGUGGAAGGACUACUAUUACCACUAAAAAGUACAGGACACAAUAUCCAAUCCUAGGCCUCCUGUAUGAUGACUAUGAAUAUAUACCACCAGGUAGUGAAACAAAGACUAUUGUGAUUGAGAAAACAGAAGACAAAUACACUUGUCCAUGAAUGGAUCCACUUUUAAGUAUUACUACUCAAAGGCAUGUUUUGUGUGUGUGUGUAUCUGCAUUAGUCCUUUCUUAUUUUCCCAUCACUAAAGGCCAAUCAGAAUUUGGAACCAUGCUGCUAUCCAAGAAAUCUAAUGGAAUGAAUUAGUUCUGUAUAUGAGAGUUUCUUCAACCAUUUAGGAGAGCUAAAUUUUCUCCAUAACACUUAUGUAUUCAGUUUAACAACAAACUAACUGAAAGAGGAAUCUGAUUAUUUAAAGUUUGAUUGCAGACACUGUAGAAUAUAACUCACUAUUUUUCAGAUAGGGUGCCUCCUAGGUAUGGAAAUAAUUUGUUGGAAAAUAUAUUUUACAAGUUAUGCCAUUAGAUAUUCUCUGAUAUUAUAUGUGCAGUUCAGUUACAAGAUGAAAUUACGUUUUUUUUUAACAAAAAAGAUAAAAUACAUUGAAGUAAAAAACAAUAGCUAGUGUAUAAUAUAUACAGUCUAAAUUUGCUUUUCACACUAGGCCUUGUGACUAAAAGAUAUGCUUCAUUACAUGCUAUUUUCACCUCUUGGAGAUAUAGCUCAGUCAAAGGUGACGAUUAAUUUUAUUUAGCAGGGAAGUGGAAUAUUAUAUUUUGAAAUAACUAAGUCUAGUAAAUUACACAGUAUGCUAUUCUGGUUCUAAGUACAUAUUAAUGCCUUAGUAAAUCUGUUCUUUCAAAGCAUACCUUUCACAAAUGAGCCCACCUAUUUCUUAUAAAACAUAUAACACAAUAUGGUAGUAGGAGGUGGAAGGAAGGUAAGCAUUUUCAUGGUGGUAUGUAAACAUAUCAUUGAAAUAUUACAUAGACAUAAAAGCUUAGGGAAUAAAAAUAGCAACAACAAAUACUUGAUAGAUUUAUCCUACUUGGGAGAAAUAUUUUGUAGCAGAGUAUUUAGUAUACUUAGAAGUUGGUUGAACAAUUGGGCUUUAAUGACCUUACAAAGUGAACAUAACUGAUAUAAGUAUUUUUUCAGUGCAAAAUGAGGAUGAAAAUUUUAAAUUUCAACCCAUCUGACUAAAGUUAAGACUUAGUAAAAUUUAAAAUAUUGCCUUUGUCCAAGUAUAGAUUAAGGCAACAAACAUAUUUGAAUUACAUAAUUUGAAGUUUCGCAAUGAAAUAUCUUUGUAUGUAUCCACAUAAUUCUGUAAUGCCUUAUAAUUAUAUUUUAAUAUGCAUUAUACUAAGAAACCAUUAAGAACAGAUGAGGUGCUACAGUAAAUCAAACCAUAAAUGAGAAAAAUACUUUUAAUGUCUUUUUCUAGAAAUAUUCAAAUGGUCUUGAUAUGAAACUAGAGGCCUUAUUUAUAUUAUCUUAAUAUUUUGGCUAAAAUGUUAAGCUCCAUAACAUGAAUUAAUACAAUUCAAAUUUUAUCAAUAUUUUGUGGUAGAAAAAUGUUAAUAUUCUUCAUGGGCUAUAUAGUCCUUACAUUUUUUCCUUUGGUGUAGGAACAACAGAGGAGUUUUUCCUCUGCUAACUAUUCAUAUAUGUAACUGUAACAAAAGUGUACUAUAUUAUGCACACAUUACAGAUAAUAUAAGGGGAAGCUUUAUUAGCUUAAUAAGGAACUGCUAUUAUUAAGGUUUAAAAAUGAGAACAGGUGUGAUUUUUCCAAAAUAUUUAAAAAUCUAAAAUUCAGAAGUUGUGGAUGGAACUAGAGGCCACUAUGUUGACAUAAGCCAGGAACAGAAAGACACCUAAAAUACAAUUAAAAAAAAGAAAGACAAACAUUGCAUGUUCUCAAUUAUUUGUGGGAUCUAAAAAUCAAAACAAUUGAACUCAUGAAUAUAGAGAGUAGAAGAAUGGUUACCAGAGGCUGGGAAAAAGGAUGUGUGAGGGGAACUGGAGAUGCAUAAUGGGUACAAAAACCAUAUCGAUAGAAAGUAUGAAUAAGACCCAGUAUCUGAUAGCACAACAGGGUGACUGUAGUAAAUAAUAGCUUAAUUUUACAUUUUAAAAUAACUAGAAGAGUAUAACAGGAUUGCUUGUAACACAAAUAAUACUUGAGUGGAUGGAUACCCAAUUCUCUAUGAUGUGAUUAUUUCACAUUGCAUGCCUGUAUUGAAAUAUCUCAUGUAUCCCAUAAAUAUGUAUACCUACUAUAUAUCCACAAAAAAAAAAUUUAAAAAGUAAGAAGUCAGCACUUUAUUGGCUCACUUGAUCCAUGGAUAGUGAAUUGAGAUCAUAACAAUGUCCCUUAUCGUACUUAACAAUUUUUUAAAUUGUAAUACAAAAUGUAAUGAUAUAAAGAGCUAUUCUAUUUAAAUGACUAUUUAAAUAUAUAUACAUUUCUUUUCCAAUUUAUGAUUAAGAUCAAUAGAAUUAGUAGUGAUAUAUUUCCCUCUCAUAAGUUUCACACUGCUUAUCUCUGAAAACUUCAAAGUUGUCAGGUGAAGAGUGCCUAUUUAUCUAAUUUCUAUUCUAGCAUAUUUUCACUUUAGAUGUGUCAAAUAAAAUGGAGACUGUGCAAAGGCAUGCAAAGUAAUCUGUUUAUGUGUCUAAAUAAAAUAUGUGAAGUGUUUACAUGGUUUGUGUGAAUGUCCAAGUAGGAAAUAUGCAGAAGGAUUUUUAGCUUAGCUGUGUAUUUUUGUCAGGAAACUAUCAUCAUGUGAAUGUUUAUGUUGAAGCUAACAAGCAUCGCUCUCAUUAAAAACAAAACAAAAGCAGAAAA
Molecule: messenger RNA, 4502 nt
Organism: Callithrix jacchus (white-tufted-ear marmoset)
Lineage: Eukaryota; Metazoa; Chordata; Mammalia; Primates; Cebidae
Gene: POF1B
Product: POF1B actin binding protein
Biological process (GO): epithelial cell morphogenesis; bicellular tight junction assembly; actin filament organization
Cellular component (GO): bicellular tight junction; actin filament; adherens junction
Molecular function (GO): actin filament binding
Source: RefSeq, a predicted model, not a curated record